Messenger RNA from Ectocarpus siliculosus, 375 nucleotides. NCBI's taxonomy places the organism in Eukaryota, Phaeophyceae, Ectocarpales, Ectocarpaceae. The record is from the annotation of a GenBank genome assembly.
AUGCCGAUCGAGCGAUGGGCCGUGGUCUCCCGGAAUGGUGAAGCCGGCUGGUGCGGGCGUCGGAAGCACCAGGUGGUUUCGCACAGAGGUUCCCUGUUCCUCCUGGGUGGAUUCACGUCUGGAGGGGUGCUGGGGACUGCUGGUGCCGGCCGUAACGCCAACCUCCAUGAUGUCUGGAAGUCGACUGAUGGAGCGGCGUGGGUGCGGCUACUCGAGCACGCGCCUUGGAGCGGCAGAGACGGACACGCGGCGCUGACCCACAACGGAGCCAUUUUUCUCAUGGGCGGCACGCAGGACCCACGCAACAACUUCAGCGAUGUGUGGAGAUCGGUGAACGGCAAGGAUUGGGUCCAGAGCGCUUGCUGGGCGGCUUGA